AUGUACACUGCCAUAUUGCACAGUUUUGCUGAAUGCACCAAUGGUACGGCGGGCAAGGUGCGCAAGGUGCUCGAAGAGAUGGGCUUCUGGAUCGACACUGACGGUUCCGUGAGCGGCCGGCCCAAGAUCGAGCUGGAUGCUCGGGCUUGCGAGUGCGUGCUUGAGGUGCUCGCCGUCCACCCCGACUAUCUCCUACGUGCCGACAUUCUCGAAUACAUGAAGUCGCGGUGGCUUGCGCUUUCAGACCGUGCUCGCAACUUUGUUGUGGCUGGAAUGCUGCGCGAGCGUCACUUUGAACAUGCAUUGUCCGCGCUGGAGGACAUGGUAAAGAACAACAUACGCGUCGAAAGCUGGCUGUUCGAAAAGGCAAUGUGGAUGCUGUUGGAAUUUGGAGAGGCUGAGGAAGCCUUUUACGUAUUGAACCUCAGGGCAGAUGCGCAAAGUAGGAGCAAUGCAACAGCGCCAAGCAAGCUGAGUGAUGCCCUCUGGGGUGCAUUGCUAGAUGCUGCGGCGCAAGCAAAUCUUUACCACGAGACAAACAUGGUAUGGACGACCCAAGUUCAGCCCGGCUACCUGAAACCUGCAACUGGCGCCUGUCUCUCUGUUUUGACCACGGCCUCCCGCCAUGGAGAUGUCCAGCUGGCCACGGAUGUUUUCCGUGUGCUUACUGAGCGAGAUACCACAAUCACAACUCAUCAAUACGAAAUGCUCAUCAACACAUAUCUCAAGGCCAACGAUUUGUCGGCGGCGCUAAGUGUCAUUCUCAUCAUGGUUGACGCCAACCUCAAGGUAGACGAAGGGACGUGCCACCCACUCUACUGGCAUCUGUUUACCCAAAAGCAUGGCGGGGAUAGUCUACCCAUGCAAGCCUUCAUUCUGUUGCAGGACUUCGAGGCCGCUGGCCGUAAAGUUCCGACGGCCGCCGUCAAUGCAUGUAUGCAAGCUAGCAUCGCCCUGGAUCGCCUGGAAGAAGCCGUCGAAAUGUACAAGGCUCUGCACACUGUUUCCCAUGCGGGCCCCAACACGAAUACGUUCAACAUACUCUUUAGAGGCUGCCGUCGCCAAUUGCGCAAGGAGCUGGCCAUGUUCUUUGCAAACGAGAUGAUGCAACUGGGCUGCAAACCCGACCGUCUCACAUACGACCGGCUCAUUUUGGUAUGCUUGGAGUGUGGCGAUCUGGACGGCGCUCUGCUUUAUUACGAAGAGAUGACGAGCGUAAAUCUAACGGGCACGAAUAAAGGCCUGCAAGGCGAUGAGAGAGCCGUGGGCCUGCUCAAAGCCUACAAGGAAGGUGUUGACGAGCCCCUCCCAAGCGUGGAGAAGGCCGUCAUUGAUCGUGUCGAGUCCGGCCUCGUGCCGAUCGUGGCAGCAACAAGCGAGGACAUGUCUUCCGCUGCUGUGGAAGAUCAACACGUCAGCAGAGAAUUAGACCCACCGGGGGGGAGGAGUUGA
Messenger RNA from Pyrenophora tritici-repentis Pt-1C-BFP, 1452 nucleotides. Lineage: Eukaryota; Fungi; Ascomycota; Dothideomycetes; Pleosporales; Pleosporaceae. The record is from RefSeq and is a predicted model, not a curated record.